Messenger RNA from Penicillium brevicompactum, 1245 nucleotides. RefSeq lists its product as uncharacterized. The record is from RefSeq and is a predicted model, not a curated record. The transcript is spliced from 2 exons. NCBI's taxonomy places the organism in Eukaryota, Fungi, Ascomycota, Eurotiomycetes, Eurotiales, Aspergillaceae. Gene Ontology annotation, molecular function: protein binding. Bases 1 to 1245 code for a protein of 414 amino acids.
AUGCAAAACCCCCAGUCAGCGACUACGGUCUUUCUAGACCAGCCACCUAGCUGUCUGGAAUUUUGCCCAGAAGCUCCAAACUACUUCGUUGUAGGAACCUACCUUCUGUCAGAAACCAAAACCGACCAGGGAGAAAUCGAACAAGCCAAGACCGGCAGCCUGCAGUUAUGGCACCUGGACCCUAUCAGCAAAGCACUAACCCAAAUCCAAAGAAUUGCAGUCCCAUAUGCAGUCUUCGACUUGCACUUUCAUCCAACGCAAAAGAACCUAUUCGCUAUUGCCAGUAGCGUGGGCACAGUCUCUCUCUUCCAAGUAGACACCGCAGAUGCGUCCACUGAGCCCCCAACCAUCACCCAAUUAUGGACAAAGCAAGUCCACGAAGACCCAUCAAUCCCAGCUCUCUUCCUCGCAUGGGCACCGCAAAAUUGGUUCCCGCGUCAUCCAGCGGACGGCUUCGCAGUCACGUUCUCCGAUAGCCGAACCGCCGUCUUCGGGACACAAGGCGAUAUCCGCAAUGACAGCCUCGCUGAAUGGGGAACUUUUGAAGCGAAGCAGAUGAUAGAAGUCUGGUUUGUUGCACUGGCUUCAAUCGCGGGCCCUGAGAUCGCAGAAACCGAUGGACAAACCUCUAUUACUCCCUUCAUGUUCACUGGAAAUGAUUUCGGCUCGUUACAUACACGCCGGUUUGACGGCACUGCCGAACUGGACGAUCCAGAUGAUCAUAUUUCACCUAUGCUGCUUGAGCAUGAUGAUCGUGCUCGCCAUCACACUGCUGGUAUUACGGCCAUCUUGCCUCUGUCUGUCUCGUUGACUGAUGAUGCCCCUGUUCUCUUGACGGGAAGUUAUGAUGAGGGUCUUCGUGUGUACCACGCUACACGUAGAGGCGAAGUGCUCGCUGAGCAGGGCUUGGAUGGUGGGGUGUGGCGAUUGCAGUUGUUGGAUACCACGAAGGUUAUGAGUUCCGAGAAUCCCCUGGCUGUGGCGGAAACGAGCUUCUUGGUUCUGGCGAGUUGUAUGCAUGCUGGGACUAGGGUUGUUCGAGUUAGUUGCAAGCAGGAUGAAGGGUCUUCGGAAUGGGAUAUUGAGGUGCUGGCGAAGUUCACAGAGCAUGAAAGCAUGAAUUAUGCUAGCGGUGUUUGGAAGUGCCAGAACGCAGACCGCGAAAAGGAUCAGUCUUCCGAGCUGCUGGUUGUGUCAACUAGCUUCUAUGAUCGGAGGCUUUGCGUCUGGACCGCGAACGUAUAG